Postia placenta MAD-698-R-SB12 is the source of this 813-nucleotide messenger RNA. RefSeq lists its product as hypothetical. Lineage: Eukaryota; Fungi; Basidiomycota; Agaricomycetes; Polyporales; Adustoporiaceae. The record is from RefSeq and is a predicted model, not a curated record. Bases 1 to 813 code for a protein of 270 amino acids. The transcript has 2 exons.
AUGCGCCCGAGGAAUAUGACCAUCGAGCUCCCAGAGGACGCCAUCGAGAUCCUCUACGACCGCAAGCUCUCCAUCGAGGACCACUCCCCCAAACCUUGCAUAGUACCGGGCAACGCACUGCACCUCAUCGACGACGACCCAUCGCCCCGCUCGCAGACACCGUCUUCGGUGAUCAUCGUGUCUCACGAGGAGGGCACAGCACACGACCAGCCCAACACGGACGAGCGCAGCUCCUCGGAGCCGCCAGCGCGUCCCGGCCCCAGAGUGCGCUUUCGCUCACGAGUGCGUAUUACGUCCGGCGUGCAUCGCCAUCGACACAGCGCGAGUACUCCUGGCGUGCCCAAUGGCAUUGUGCGGACACCGUUGGGUACGCCCUCGUCUGGUUCGUCGUCACCGUCGUCCUCCAUUUCUGCGCCGCUCCGAUACCAUGCGGACGAGAACGCCGCGUGGGGGCCGCUCGGACGCCGUAUCAACGCGUACGCGAACGGUGCACCACGGCAGAAGAGAGCGGUGUCCUCGCCGGCUGUCAUUGGAGCGGGGGAGAACAGGGUCCGACAACUACCUAAUGAGCGGACACCGCUGGUCCGAUCUGCGAGACGACCUGGAUACGUGAACACAGACGAGCUUGACGAGGCGAGGGAAGACGAGGAAGAGUACGAGGAGGAGCUGCGCGCUGCGGCGCUGAGGAGGGAGGAAGACGCAAUGUUUGGCCCAUGGCCUCGGAGAUUGCUGAAUCGACAUUGGUGGUGGUGGCACCUGGAACCAAUUGUGUGCUGUACAUAUUGCUCCGAGGACUCCGACUACGAGGAAUGA